AUGGCUAGCGACGACGAGUACGAAAUCGAGACCCCAGAGCUGGCUGAGGAUGAUCCCAUGAGGGCGUUUCUGCCCACCUCAUUCGGAAAGAAGUCAAAAGAGGCUGAUAUCGCAGCCCAAAUCGAACGGAGCCGCAGAAAGGUGGACACCACUUCGGCGACAAGUGGCACAGAUGGACAUGGGAAGCAGGCCCAAGAGUCCAAGGAUAAGGAUGGCUCAAGCGAUGACGACGAUAGGGACGAUUCAGAUGAAUCCGACGACGAAGACGAAUUUCCGGUAUCGCAUGAGCUCGUUCUAAAGACCCAAGAACGCGCCGUCACCACGGUGUCUCUAGACCCUGCAGGUGGCAGAUUGGCCUCUGCUUCUCUAGACUGUACCGUCAAGCUCCACGAUUUCGCGUCGAUGACGCCGACAACGCUUCGCGCAUUCCGCAGUGUCGACCCAUUUGUAUCUAAGAGAACCGCUGCCAGUGCCGAGGCCCAUCCAAUUCACCUUGUUGAAUUCAACCCGUUGGCGGGUAGUGCAUUGCUUUGUGUAUGCGCUCACCCACAAGCAAGAAUAAUAUCACGAGAUGGAGAUAUUUUGACAGAGUUUGUCAAGGGCGAUAUGUACCUUCGGGAUAUGCAUAACACCAAAGGACACAUUUCUGAAAUCACCACCGGCACUUGGCAUCCUACAGAUAAGAAUCUCUGUGUCACAGCAGGGACUGAUAGCACCCUGCGAAUAUGGGACAUUAACAAUAAGCGUUCGCAAAAAGAUGUCAUAGUCUUCAAGUCAAAGGCCGCGGGCUCGGCUGGUCGGACUAAGAUGACUGCUGUCGCGUGGAAAGCCUCUGCCCAAGGAAGCAGCGUGCUAAUCGGCGCCGCUCUAGACGGAUCACUGGUCAUGUACGGCGGCAACGGACCAUUUACCCGGCCUGCCGGCGAGAUCAGAGAGGCACACAAGCCCCAGACCUGGACAAGCGGCAUCGACAUUUCCUCUGACGGCCGCAUGGUUGUUACGAGAGGCGGUGACGACCUCAUUAAACUUUGGGACACUCGAAAAUUCGACAAGCCCCUUGUCACGGUGUCGCACUUGUCCACCUCAGACAUUUAUCCCACGAGCAAUAUUCGAUACUCACCAAACUCCACCAGCAUCAUCACCGGCUCGGCCACGGGCCAUCUCCACAUCUUGAACCCUGGCAAUCUACAGCCAGAACAUGUCACUCCGAUAACGCCAGGAUCGGCCUUGAUCGCUGUGGAUUGGCACCCCAAGAUUAACCAGAUUGUCACAGGCUCAGCGAACGCCGAGACGCACGUCUUGUACAACCCGUCCAUGUCCAGCCGCGGCGCUGUAGAGGUCAUGUCGAGAGCUCCCAAGAAACGUCACAUUGAUGACAACCCUGAGUUUACAAUGGACCAGAACGUGGGCAUCUCGGGCGACUCCAUUGUCACCCCCGGCGCCAUGCAGGGCUCACGGAAAGCUGGAGUCACGGGUACUGGCAAGUCCAAGGACCCGCGACGGCCAGAGGUGCCAUUGCAGACGCCGUUUCAAAAGAGCCAGCCAGACGAACGGCACAUUGCGCAGAACAUUCCUCUGGCCAAGAUGCUGCACGAGGAUCCCCGUGAAGCGUUGCUGAAGUAUGCUGACAAGGCCCAGAGCGACCCGAUGUUCACCAAGGCGUGGAAUAAGACGCAGCCGGAGACGCAGUAUGCGGAGCUGAGCGACGACGACGAGGAGGGUCCAGACAGGAAGCGUGCGAAGCGGUAA
This is a messenger RNA of Trichoderma virens Gv29-8, 1749 nucleotides long. RefSeq lists its product as uncharacterized. Gene Ontology annotation, molecular function: protein binding. The transcript has a single exon. The coding region runs from base 1 to 1749 and encodes 582 amino acids. Gene Ontology annotation, cellular component: site of double-strand break; nucleus. NCBI's taxonomy places the organism in Eukaryota, Fungi, Ascomycota, Sordariomycetes, Hypocreales, Hypocreaceae. The record is from RefSeq and is a predicted model, not a curated record. Gene Ontology annotation, biological process: regulation of DNA double-strand break processing.